GAAAAAACAUUCAUUCGAUUUGAGCACCAGCCGUUGCAUUAAAAUUAGUAAGGGCCCAUUUUUUCUUUUUGUGUGUUAUUAACGUGAAUUUGAUUUGUUAUUUUUUUAUUUUUACGUUGAAAAGAUUCUAAAAAAUAUCGAUUAUGAUGAUCAAAACAGUGGAUAAAAUUGUUGAUAUUGAUAUAUUUCAAGAUGUUUUCGGUUCAAUCGAUAAAAAUUUUAUCGAAUCAAUCGUUUCGAUUGCCAAUUCUACGUUUGCUUAUGGUGACCAAAUUUGUAAAAUGUUAUGGUUAGAACCGGAUUCAUCCAAACCACAAAAGAUUUCUUCAUUAAAUAAUAUGAAAAUCGUUCAAGUGGAUUCUGGUGACUAUUUUGUCGUUAUUCUCACUAAUGAUGGUCGUGUUUAUUUAGCCAGUGAUGAUGAUGUCUGGGAUACGAAAAGAACGUUCAAAUUAAUAACAGUCAGUAAUAAUGAUGAUCGAUUCAAAAUGAUUGCUUGUGGAGAAUCGGAUUUUCUAUUGUUGCGACAAGAUGGUACUGUUUUCAAAAGUUUUGACAGCUCUAACGAUUUCGAAAAAUCUCUACCAAAACGUAUUGAACCUGUUAAAGGUUUAAAAAAUGUGAAACUUAUUUCUUGUGGUGAAAGUCAUUGGUUUGCAUUGACAAAUAGAGAAAAACUUUAUUCAUGGGGAAAAAACGAUUAUGGACAAUCAGGUCAUAGUGAUCGAAAACUUGUUGACUACCCAAAAUUUCUUCAAAUUUCUAGUGAUUCGAUUAAUAAUCGAAUCAAAGAUAUUGCGACUGGCAUGUAUUUUUCCUUAAUUUUACUGGAAAAUGGGCAACUUUAUUUUUGUGGCAAGGAUUUGGCUGAUGCUGAUGAAUACUCGGACUCUAAAAAUGUUAUUUCCCCAGAAUUAGUUCUUAGCGAAGUAGAAAGAAUUGCCACUUCAAAAUAUGGUUUUUUUGCCUUAGCUUAUAGUAAAUCAUCGUAUUAUGUAUGGGGGAAAAUUCACGAACAUCUUUGGCCUUCAUUCACAAAAUUGGAUGCUCAAUUUGAAUCAUUUGCAGCUGUUAUUGAAAAAUUCACUCCAUUACCAUUUACAUUUGGUCUGACACCAACAUUUUAUCAAAUUGAAGAUUGUAAUCAUCCACUUCGCAAACCCGAAGAAUCUAUUCGUCGAUUAUUUAAUAAUCCUGAUAAUUAUGAUGUUGAAUUCAUCAUUGGCAAACAACAACAACGUAUUGUGGCAAGUAAAUGCUAUCUAAAAUCGGUUUCGGAAUAUUUUCGCAAAAUGUUAUCGGGUGAAUGGCGUGAAAAUGAUCGUAUAAUGAUUGAUUCAUAUUCCUAUGAUACAUAUUAUUCAUAUCUAAAUAUGUUACAUUGUGGCCAUAAGGAUUCUAUCAAAAUCAACGCAGACAAUAUUGGCGAAUUCACUGAUCUAGCACAUUGUUAUUGUGAUCAAGAAUUGCUUGGAUAUUGUAAAUAUUUUAUUCAAAAUGAUCUUAAUGAAAAAACAUUACAAAUUUAUCUUCCAAUAAUUUCUAAAUAUCAACUUGAUGAAUUGAAUGGUAAACUUCGACAAAUUGCAUAUGAUAAACUAUUUCCCCAUACGCGAAGCAAUUAUCGACAAAAAAUUGAGAAUUCUGUUCAAGAUUUUCUUCAAAAUUAUAUCGAAAAACAGCAACCAUCAUUGCAUUCAUCUUCAGAAUCAAUAGAUUCAUCAAACAAAAAACCCAAAAUCAAAUGAUUGCAUUUAUUUUUCAAAAAAAAGUUCUGUAAGAGGUGGAAUUUAUCAACGAUAUUGUCCUUCAUUCACAAUAUUAAA
This is a messenger RNA of Dermatophagoides pteronyssinus (European house dust mite), 1826 nucleotides long. Its product is annotated as RCC1 and BTB domain-containing protein 2-like. The record is from RefSeq and is a predicted model, not a curated record. Lineage: Eukaryota; Metazoa; Arthropoda; Arachnida; Sarcoptiformes; Pyroglyphidae.